This is a messenger RNA of Nezara viridula (southern green stink bug), 4196 nucleotides long. NCBI's taxonomy places the organism in Eukaryota, Metazoa, Arthropoda, Insecta, Hemiptera, Pentatomidae. The record is from the annotation of a GenBank genome assembly.
GGGUGACGUAAUGUGCGCAUGCUCAAUGGAGCCCCAACUCCCACCACGCCUGUUGUACUAUUUAAAACCAUAUAUGCUCUCCGGCUGGUUAGUCCUUGUCGAGACAGGUUUGUGAAUUCAUAUAUAUAGUAUCUACGUUCAGUGUAUUACAUGGCUGACAGUGGUGUGAAGAGGAACAUCCCCAUCAAAUUACGCGACUUCAGUGUCAUCGACUCAGAAUUCAGCAACAUACGAGAGCGGUUCGAUGCUGAAAUGAGGAAAAUGGAGGAGGAAAUGACAAAGUUCAGGUCGGAGCUGAUGAACAGAGAAUCCAACUUCUUCAGGACCACUACCAGCUCGAGUACUAACUCCGUUUCAUCAAGCACAGGUGGUGGUCUUAGCGCUGACAAAGGACAAAACUGGCUCCAAGGCUUGAAUUCCCCAUUAAUUCAAGAGGAAGGUGACAAUAAAAUGUUGAAGCUAAGGUUUGAUGUUAGUCAAUACCAACCAGAGGAAAUCGUGGUCAAGACUGUUGACAAUAAACUUCUUGUUCAUGCUAAACAUGAGGAAAAAACAGAAAGCAAAUCUGUUUAUCGGGAAUAUAACAGAGAGUUCCUGCUUCCCAAAGGCACUAACCCUGAAUCUAUCAAAUCUUCUCUGAGCAAAGAUGGUGUUUUAACUGUUGAAGCCCCCCUUCCUGCUCUUGGAGGCCCAGAUCAUCUGAUUCCUAUCACUCAGCACUAAUGAUAAAACAAACCAACAUGCACUGCUUUAAUAUGAAAAAAGAAAUGUUCUUUCAUGAAAUUUGAAAUGAAUGAUUUAUUUUAUGUUUAGAUUUAUUAAUUUUGUCAUUGGUAUAAUAUAGAAGUCAUUAAUUGUACCAUGACAUUACAAGUCUUUAUUUUUGUUUUAAAGCUUAAAACUGUUUAAAUAUUAAAUUUUUAUUUAUUUUUGAAUUAGCUAUUUAUGUAUAGCUUGUUACUUUAAGAUGAUAUUGAGGUUAUUAUAUAUUGUAAUGAAACAUAAAAUCUAAUUUUGUUUAUUUAAGUUCUUUAUGAGAUAUGUUAUGCUUGAUGGUGCUUAAAAGCAAAGGGCUUUAAAAAGUUCAUUUUCUAACACCUUACUUCCUAAAUAGGAAAAAGAAUUUUCGUCAGAAAUAACAUAUUUUAAUACACUGAAAAUACUUUUAAAAUAAAUGUAAUAUUCUUUAAUAAAAUUCUCUUUUUGUUUUCCUAUCCCAUCAAUUGUUUAUUUAGUUUAUGUAUUUUCAUUUUUUUUAAAAUGAUGAAAUAAUUAAUAUAAAUCAAAAGACUACCUUUAAAUAUAAAGUGUAGUAUUUCUCUGCUUUUGGAUGUACAGGAACUCUCAACUUCUUAUUUAUAUUGGAAUUCUCAAUGUAAAGAGAGAAAGUCUUCAUCAAUUUAUAUUAUUAAAAAUUAAUAAUUAAUGUAAACUAUUAAUUGAUUAAGUUUGCUAUGAUCUAAAGGCAUAAAUGUUUUACAAGACAUUCUGUUUUAUAAUGAUAAAAGAAAACUUCUUUCACAAGAUAAGAAAAGAAUGAUUUAUUCAUUACUCUUAUUUGAUUUAAUUGUCUUAAAUUAAAUUAAUAUGUUUAAACCCAAAUUAUUCAUUGAAAUUCUUUAUAUUUCUAUAUACAGUGGUUCACAGUAAAAUUGAUACACCCUGUAGAAAAAUAGAAAAAAUACUUCAGUGGUAACAAUAAAUAAAUAAAACCAGAAACUCUUUCACAAAUUUAUUUAUAAUCCCAUUUUAAAUAUUUACAAACUCAAUAAAAUUUAAAUAUUUAACUAUAAUUAUUUAAAAACAAAUUAAUAAAAAAACUAUAAUUUUACCUCAGUCAUAAUCGUGUACCUCUCUUCUUUUCAAUGCUAUUAAUUUAGUCUAGGCAAACCAUUAUUUUCUACCACUCUUUUCAGGAGAUUUUUUUUUUUUUACUUUUUUGCUAGAAAUUUGUUUUUUUUUUAUUUUGAACUUAAAUUUCGCUCACAUGUGUUCAAUCACAAUAAGAUCUGGCGACUGUGGUGGAGUCUUUAUAACUUUGGGGCAGUUAUAAAGUAGCCAUUCCUUAGGUAACAAUGGCAGAGUGUUUGGUGUCAUUAUCCUAAUAAAAACUAAAUUUGUUUUUUUAGCCCCAGUUUUUCUGCAAUGUUUUCAAGUUUCUUCUCAAUAUUUCUAAGUAAAGAUGUUUAUUCACUUAGCCAUGUGAAUAUUUACACUAUAAAAUGAAGAUUUCCUACACCAGAAGCCGCCAUACAUUCUCACACCAAGAAGCAUAACAUAAGUAAAUAAAACUUUACAAGGAUGUUUAUUUAUUACAAAAAGUUAUUUUUAGUGUUAAAUAAAUUGAAAUAUUUAUUUAGUCAAUAAUUUCUAUCAAUAUCCAGAUGUAUCACUUUGUGAGCCACUGUAUGUCUACUUAUUAUUUCUGAUCUAUUUGUUGACUGCUGAGUGGUUACAAUUGUUACUUCCUAAAGGCAUAAAUUAUUAUUUAAAUUUAAAAAUAAUUUAUUAUAAAUGUUAAUUCAAUAGAAUAGAGAUAAAUAUGUUUAUUUUGUAAUAUUUACAAGACUUUCAAAUACCCUCAAAUAUCAACUUAUUAAACAAUAGAAAUAGUAAGUCUGUUGAUAUGUUUUUAUAUCAAUUACAACAUUUAAAAUCUUUAUUUGUUUUGAGAGAAGAACCUCAUACAAAUAGUCUACCUCUAUAUUAUAAACAUUACUAUCCUUAUAGUAAUAGAUAGAUAGAUAGAUAGAAAAAAAAACUUUAUUCUGGGACUAAGUCCCUUCAGAAUAACAAUAAUGUACAAAAUAAUAGAAUAUUACUGGCCUGAACGUUGAAACAACAAAUAAAAUUAAUAAAAUAAAAUAAAAAGUAAAGAAAACCUUAGGUGCACAAGCUAUAUACAAUACAGAUAAAACUAUGUACAGAGCAUUUAAAAUUAUGAACAAAACAAUUAAAACUAUGAACGAAUCACUUGAACUAUGAAAAAAAUUAUAUUUAAGGGUUGAACAACAUAAACAUACACUUUGAGAAAUGAAGAACGAAAAAGAGAUACAAUGAGUUCAUUUCAUAAAAAAAAAAAAAACUACUUGAAUAUAUAUAUAUAAAAAUAAACAGUUAAUUAUAAUUGAAUAAAAAAAAAAAAUGUAUGUAUUGAAAUUCCUACGUCGAUAGUAGGAAAUGCAUGAACUAUCUCUUACCUAGUGUUAUGAUUAUAUGAUUGCUACACAAUACAUAUAUCAGUCUGGCCAGAGACGGCGUACAGUUCACAUCACUCCCGUGAAACUCAGUCAUUUUUUACACAAACCAAUCUAUUUCAUAAAAUUUUCUACAGUGAUUUCUCAUAAUAUUAUUUUUGUUUUUAAUCCACCAUAGUCGCGUCUUAUAUUUAUUUACGAAUCAUUAUACAUAGAAGAAAGUUCGUUAACCAGCUGCGGCGGAGAGAGAAGUAGCUAAUUCCUUUAAGCCGGAGAAUAUUAAAGGCCAUCUACACGCCUAAGUUGAUAAACAACACUUUUCUUACGUAAGUAAAUAUUUUUUUUCUGUCAACAAAAUGCUGCAAUGCUCAACUUGUGACGGCCUUAUCGUGAGAGACGAUAAAUAUAAUAUAACCUGUAAUAAAUGCCGAGUAAUAUUUCACGGCAAAUGUUGCAAUUACAUUGAAAAGGAUAUUGAAGUUAUAAAAUUGCAAAAAAAAAAACCGUGGCUAUGUAAAAAGUGUGAGCAGGGUGAAAAGGCUACCCCACCUAGUGAUAAGUUAGCCAGUCCAUCCAAGAGCGACACCAGAGAACCCUCCUCAUCGGAUAUUCUCCUAGCCGUCAACAAGCUCGGUGAACAGGUCAAUGAGGAUAUUAAAAAUUUAAGAACGUCGCUCGAGAAGUAUGGUGAGCUCAGUUUCGAGUUGAAGGAGAGGUUCACAAAAAUAGAAGGACACCUCGAAACCCAAGCGAAACACCUAGAAGAACUCACCUCAGAAAAUAAGAUGCUGAAAACCAGAGUAGGCGAACUUGAGGUGCGUGUUAACAAAGCCGAGCAAGGUCUACUUCGUAGAUCAAUAGAAAUUCGUGGCAUCCCGGUACGCGCGGGAGAGACUCCAUCGGCCUUGGUAGCCAGCGUGGGAGCCGGCCUCGGGAUUAAGAUCAACCCAGAGGACCUCGACUUUUUGGAGCGACAGAGACCAAGAAAAGAUGAUCCCC